UUUAUAUAUAUGUAACUCGCGAGCUGGUCUCGACUCUCCGCUGCUACACUCGUAUAUACACGCACACAUCGAUAUAUAGUGCUGUGCGCCGUGCUGUGCUCCGAAAAAGCCAUAUCGAAGAGAGCCAGCUAUACACGAGAAAGUUUUUUUCCGCUAAACAUUCAGAACUGUCUGUCGUCCGUUGGUUUUCCUUGAAUAAAGUGUAACCAAGCCAGCAAAAUGCCAUCAGACGCCAAGAAGAAGCAGCAGGCCAAGAAGAAGGAGGCAGCGAAGGCGCGUCAGUCCGGCAAGAAGCCCGCGACGUCGUCCAACGACGCCAACAACAAGAACAACGAGAACGCCGAGACCAAGCAGAACGGCGACAGCAACGGUACCCUCGCGCUCAGCGCAGAAGAGGCACUGUGCGCCAAGCUGGAGGCUGAGGCGCGCUUGAGCGCGGAGGCCAGAGCGUGCACAGGCUCCCUGGCUUCUCACCCACGUAGUCGAGAUAUCAAAAUUUCAAAUUUCUCCGUCACCUUCCAUGGCAGCGAGCUCAUGCAGGACACUAUGCUCGAGUUGAAUUGUGGUCGUCGCUAUGGUCUUCUCGGUGCCAACGGCGCUGGUAAAUCCACACUUCUCUCAGUUCUUGGAAACCGCGAGGUGCCUAUUCCAGAAGCCAUUGAUAUCUUUCAUUUGACCAGAGAGAUUCCAGCUAGCGAUAAGACAGCCCUGAAGUGUGUCAUGGAGGUAGACGAGGAGAGAAUUAGAUUAGAAAAAAUGGCUGAGGAGUUAGUUCAUUGUCCGGAUGAUGAUGCUCAAGAGCAACUCAUGGAUGUCUAUGAAAGAUUAGACGACAUGUCUGCUGAUACUGCAGAAGCUAGAGCUGCUCACAUCCUUCAUGGUCUGGGCUUUACUACCAAAAUGCAGCAGACUCCAACCAGAGACUUCUCUGGAGGAUGGAGAAUGAGAAUUGCUCUUGCCAGAGCUCUGUAUGUAAAGCCACAUUUACUUCUUCUCGAUGAACCCACGAACCAUCUUGAUCUUGAUGCUUGUGUAUGGUUGGAAGAAGAAUUGAAGACUUAUAAGAGAAUUUUAGUAAUAAUAUCUCAUUCACAAGAUUUCCUUAAUGGAAUUUGUACAAACAUAAUUCACCUGAAUAAGAAAUGUUUGAAGUAUUAUACUGGUAACUACGACGCUUUCGUCAAAACUAGGAUGGAAUUAUUGGAGAAUCAGGCUAAGCAAUACAAUUGGGAGCAGGAUCAGAUCGCUCAUAUGAAAAACUACAUUGCGCGAUUCGGUCACGGUUCCGCUAAGCUCGCUCGUCAAGCUCAAUCCAAGGAAAAGACCCUUGCCAAGAUGGUCGCCCAAGGUCUGACUGAAAAGGUGUCGACCGACAAAACGUUGAACUUCUACUUCCCGUCGUGCGGCACAAUCCCACCACCUGUUAUUAUGGUACAGAACGUGAGUUUCCGCUACAGCGACGACGCACCCUGGAUUUACAAGAAUUUGGAGUUCGGUAUUGAUUUAGAUACUAGGUUAGCUCUUGUGGGGCCCAAUGGUGCUGGCAAAAGUACACUUUUGAAACUUUUGUACGGAGAUUUGGUACCCUCGAGCGGUAUGAUCAGAAAAAACAGCCAUCUUCGUAUCGGCAGGUAUCACCAGCACUUGCACGAAUUGCUCGAUUUGGACGUGUCUCCGUUGGACUACAUGUUGAGAGCCUUCCCUGAGGUCAAGGAACGCGAGGAGAUGCGUAAAAUCAUCGGUCGUUACGGAUUGACCGGCAGACAGCAGGUCUGCCCCAUUCGUCAAUUGUCGGACGGUCAGAGAUGUCGAGUUGUAUUUGCUUGGCUAGCUUGGCAGUGCCCACAUUUGCUCUUGUUCGACGAACCUACCAAUCACUUGGAUAUGGAGACCAUCGAUGCCUUGGCCGACGCCAUCAACGACUUCGAAGGUGGAAUGGUUCUCGUUUCUCACGACUUCAGAUUGAUCAAUCAGGUCGCCGAAGAAAUUUGGAUAUGUGAAAAUGGCACCGUCACCAAGUGGCAAGGCAACAUUCUCGAUUACAAAGAGCAUUUGAAGACUAAAGUGAUCAAGGACAACGCGAAGCGCGCGAAAGAAAUGUCCGGCCGGCCAGGCGGCGGUUUCUAAAUCAAUAAAUCGAUUCAAACUAAAAGAAACGCCAUCUCUUUUUAAACUGCUGACAUUUCAAAAAGAAAAAAUGGAAAAAAAGGCAAAAAAAAAAAACAAGUUAUAACUGUAACUAGAUUUUAUCAAGUAAAAAAGUGAAAUGGGAAAUUUUUUUAAAAACAAAUUUUCGCUGCUGUGUAGCGAUAAGCUUAUACUCCAACAAUAGCUAAUUUAACUUUAUUGAAAAAAAAUGAAUAAUGAUAAUAAUAAUAAAAUAAUUGUGGGCGAUCUUAUAACUAAAAAAAGUGAUUGCUGAAUAUUCACAAUAUUUUAAUUGUAUCUAGGCACGUAAUUGAGGAAAAAAAAUGUAUUUCGACUUGUAAUAAGUAAGAAAAACCGUCUCUCGUGACGUGGAUGAUGAAGAAAGGAGAGAGAGAGAAAGAAAUUUUACGAAACAACUUGCAAUAACUAAAGUAAUUUUUUUUUAUUUGUAUAAAAUAAACGAUUUUUGUCCGGAAGGUUGAAUCAUGCAAUUGCAGCUUGAAAAAA
Molecule: messenger RNA, 2655 nt
Organism: Trichogramma pretiosum
Lineage: Eukaryota; Metazoa; Arthropoda; Insecta; Hymenoptera; Trichogrammatidae
Product: ATP-binding cassette sub-family F member 2
Exons: 7
Coding region: 220-2127 (635 amino acids)
Molecular function (GO): ATP binding; ATP hydrolysis activity
Source: RefSeq, a predicted model, not a curated record